This is a messenger RNA of Pseudomassariella vexata, 1413 nucleotides long. RefSeq names its product nitrate reductase. The transcript is spliced from 2 exons. Gene Ontology annotation, cellular component: endoplasmic reticulum. Lineage: Eukaryota; Fungi; Ascomycota; Sordariomycetes; Amphisphaeriales; Pseudomassariaceae. Gene Ontology annotation, molecular function: heme binding; oxidoreductase activity. The record is from RefSeq and is a predicted model, not a curated record. Bases 1 to 1413 code for a protein of 470 amino acids.
AUGGCUGCAGCAGAUUCAAAAGAAUUUACGCCCAAGGAGGUGGCAGCACAUAGAGAGGUGAACGAUGCGUGGAUGGUGAUACACGGCGCAGUCUAUGACAUCACCAAGUACGUGGAUGACCAUCCUGGAGGCGCAGAUAUUCUCAUUGAGACAGCCGGCAUCGAUGCCAGUGAGCCAUUUGACAAUGCCGGACACUCCGAUGAUGCCUUUGAGAUCAUGGCCGAGUACCGCAUAGGAACCCUCAAGGGUGCCGGCAAAAAGCCCGCAUCCAAAGCCGUCAAAGUCAUGCCGAGAUCUUCAUCCAAGUCUGCUAUCACAGAACAGCGCCGUAUGGCAUCCACAGCAGCCGGCGUGCUCGCCGUCACCCUUGGCUCCGCAGGCAUCUUUUACGCCACCCGUUUGGCAGUCAACGACGGCCACGUUACCCUUCCCAGUUUAAAUGCUUCUGCUGCAGAAUGGCUCAAGUCCACAGGCUCCAAACGCCCGGGCUUCGGCUUCCUCGAAGGUGUCCUCGUAGCCUCCGCCUUCUUCGGUGCUACGGGCUCCGUUCUAGCCAACAAGGCGCUCAAACUUCUUCACUUCACCGAGGGUUUUGCCGGUUAUCCCCCCCACAAGAAGAUGCCUAAGAUUGUGAAGCCCGACCCCUUGCUCCAACGCGGCUGGCUUGACCCCCUGACCUUCCAGCAUCUACCCCUAACCAAAAAGGAGCUCAUCGCGCCCAACACGUACCGUUUCAUCUUCGAACUCCCCACCUCAAACACCGUCCUCGGCCUCCCCAUCGGCCAGCACGUCUCGAUCAAAGCCGACGUCGGCGGCCAAUCUGUCUCCCGCUCCUACACGCCCGUCUCCAACAACGCGGACAUUGGCGUCUUGGACCUCGUCAUCAAAUGCUAUCCCACCGGUGCCUUGACCGGCGGCUACCUCGCCAACCUGGAAGUAGGCGACGAGGUUGCCUUCCGCGGCCCAAAGGGAGCCAUGCGUUACCGUCGCGGUCUGUGCAAGCAGAUCGGCAUGCUGGCUGGCGGCACGGGCAUCACGCCCAUGUACCAACUCAUCCGGGCAAUUUGCGAGGAUGACAGGGAUACCACCGAGGUUAGCUUGAUUUAUGCGAACCGCACGGAGGAGGACAUCCUGUUGAGACAGGAGAUUGAAGCGUUUGCGAGGCGUUAUCCGAAGAAUCUGAAGUUGCAUUAUCUGCUGGACCAGCCGCCCGAGAACUGGGCCUACGGCAGUGGAUUCGUGACGAAGGAUCUCAUGGCCGAACGGUUCCCCAAGCCAAAUGGGAAGGAGGCUACGAUUAUGAUUUGUGGGCCGCCGGGAAUGGUGGGCGCGGCUAAGAAGGCCCUCGUGGAGUUGGGCUUUGAGAAGCCGGGGGCGAUGUCCAAGAUGGGAGAUCAAAUUUUCUGCUUUUAG